GAAGGCGCGCCGGACAAGCGCUUUUGCCCCCCUCCUGCCCCCCCCCCGCAGUGUGGAGCGCCGUGGCUCGGCUGGAGAGGGUCGCGGGUUGCCUUCGAGGCGCUCUUCCUCUGAGGAGGUGCGCUGACGUGGGAGCAAGGGAAAUCCGGUGAUUUUUGCGAUCCUUCUUCGGGAUUGCCAUGCCUCAGCUGGGGAGCCCGACAUUGGGCCGUUCUAACGUGCGGGUGCGAACACGGUUGGAUGUGCGAACACGGUUGGAUUUCCAAAAUUACCUGGAUCCGGAAUGGGAACUGGACGAUGUACAGAAGGGAAAUUCAUUUGGAUCCUGUCAGGAAAAGAAAAUUUUCCCCUUUCAUCAUGCACCAGACCGAUUAGGUAAUGAGUACGCACCAAUUAAAGGUGAUCCUGAUCUUGGGCCAGGAGCUUAUAAUCAUGCAGAGAGGAACAAUCUUAUAUAUAACUUGGCUCAGAGACCACAGAGUACUAAAGGUUACAGCAUGGGAGCAAGAACAACACCACGUUUUGUGAUAAUAAACAAGCAUUUGACCCCUGCACCUACAACGUAUCAGUCAAUAUGGAUCAAAGAACACAAGCAUAAGACUGAACAUUUCCCAUUUCUCAGCAAUAUACCACGGUUUUUAGAGCAGGUUCACGAUAGAGAACUCUUUCCUGGACCUGGAACUUAUAACCCAUACAAGUUGCCACAUAGGCAUGUCAGCUGGCCAGGGAAGUUUGGUUCCCCAGACUGGUCUUUAGUUCCAAUGCCACAGAGAAGAACUUUCAGAGCUGAGCUGCUUUCAGAUAAAGAAUUCAAGAAAUAUCGGAAUCUGGUGGCCUAUCUGAGCAUAUAUUAUAGUGAUUAAUUCUUGUGGCUGAAGAUAUGUCCUCUCCUACAUGCUUAGACCACUAAUUUACUUUUUUAUCCUUAGAAUUAGAGCAUUUUUAAUUAGUUUAUUUCUUGGAUUCAAUAAACAGACUAUUUCACAAAGAA
This is a messenger RNA of Crotalus tigris (Tiger rattlesnake), 991 nucleotides long. It is a transcript of the gene CIMAP3, whose product is annotated as primary cilia formation. NCBI's taxonomy places the organism in Eukaryota, Metazoa, Chordata, Lepidosauria, Squamata, Viperidae. The record is from RefSeq and is a predicted model, not a curated record. The transcript is spliced from 6 exons. Gene Ontology annotation, cellular component: ciliary basal body. Gene Ontology annotation, molecular function: cytoskeletal protein binding. Gene Ontology annotation, biological process: regulation of cell projection organization. Bases 180 to 863 code for a protein of 227 amino acids.